Molecule: messenger RNA, 4038 nt
Organism: Pimephales promelas (fathead minnow)
Lineage: Eukaryota; Metazoa; Chordata; Actinopteri; Cypriniformes; Leuciscidae
Gene: ubap1
Product: ubiquitin associated protein 1
Biological process (GO): ubiquitin-dependent protein catabolic process via the multivesicular body sorting pathway
Cellular component (GO): ESCRT I complex
Molecular function (GO): ubiquitin binding
Source: RefSeq, a predicted model, not a curated record
AACGCAUGUCGUCACACAGGAACCGAAGGAGGCGGUCAAACCAAGAUGGCGUUCCGCGAUGAAGCAGGAAAUAUACUCGGUUUUCAGUAAAUCUCCUCAUUUGAGAGCGUCGACCGGAGCUUGUAUGUCCGAGGACAAGUGAGAGACUUAUUCGGAGACUGAAGACAGAGCAGAUAUUGUUACUCUAAAUGGCUGCGAGGAAGUCUGGAUCAGAUAUCCACAACAACGGACCCGUCAGCUACCUUGAGGAUGUUCCCUUCAAGCUCAAUGAGAAAUUCCGCUGUCCCUCAAAAGUGGGUCUUCCCAUUGGCUUCUCUUUGUCCGACUGUAAUGCCAAACUCUUAGAUCUGCAAUAUGACUUCAGUCUGGAGCGACGGAGCGUUCAGUGGGGGGAGGAGCUUGCCAAAGCACGUGCCGCCGAAGCUCGAGCGGCGGAGGUCGCCCAGGUGGACUCUGAAAAUGAAAGGCAGGCUGCUGCUCAGGAUGCAGAUGUCGGAUUGGUUGGGGGGAAGAAAGCUCGCCCCUCUGAUGAGCAGGACGUUCUUCCACCAGCUUUGAACCCAGUUUUAGCUGGCCUGUGGCACAACGCAAUCCUUACGCCUCUCCCAGCCCCCUCUUUUGGACCGACGCGACCAGCACCUAGCAACCCGGCCCCGCAGUGUCUGAACUUAGCUGACUUUGAGCGAGAGGAGGACCCUUUUGACAAACUUGAGCUUAAGACACUGGACGACAAAGAAGAGUUGCGAAACAUCCUUCAGAGUCAACCGCAGUCCGUUUCGCCUCCUCAGCUUCCUCCAGCCGAAAAUCGGCCCACUUCUCCAAGUUCGCCUCCUCUUCAGGCCAAAGCAGGAUUGUUCCAUAAACCCAAUGGACUGGUUGGUCUGCUGGACUUAGAACGGGGUGGGGUUGUGGGGACUCCUCUUGGACAGAUUGAUGCCGACCGCCCAUGUAAUAUUCGCUCACUGACUUUCCCUAAGCUUUCAGACCCAGGAGACUCCCCCUCAGAACCUCCUCUCAGCGUUUACCCACCACGCAGUCUGUCCAACGGCAUGCCACCAUCCCUGCAGAGAACAGCUUCCAAUACCAACACGACAGUCCCCCAAGAGCAACCUGUCUAUGUUCAGAAUGGAACAACGAAGCAGUCAAACCCCGUCACGGCUACUAACCAUCCGCCUGGUGCCACGAUCCUUCUCGGCCUCUCUCCCAGUGAACGACAGUGUGUGGAGACAAUUGUGGGCAUGGGUUAUUCUUACGAGGGUGUUCUCAGAGCCAUGCAAAGACAAGGACAGAAUGUGGAAGUGGAACAGGUGCUGGACUAUCUGUUUACUCACAGUCGACUGUGCGAUCGGGGUUUUGAUGCGACUGCUGUGGAGGAGUGCUUGGAGAUGUACCAGGGCUCUGAGGAAAAGGCUCUUGAGUUUUUGCAGCUGAUGUCAAGGUUUGGGGAAAUGGGCUUUGAGAGAGACACUAUUAAAGAGGUACUACUUGUGCACAAUAAUGACCAGGAUAAGGCGCUGGAGGAUCUGAUGGCCCGGGCGGCUGCGAGCUGAGCUUCGAGGGUCCGUCCAACUGGAGCCACCCCUCCCCUGGCCCUCCGAGGGGUCCUGGCUGUGGAAGGAUGUGAUUCUCUUAUCUCUAAGACAGGACGACUGAUUUUGUAUCCUAAUAAAGAUAUACCUCUUGGAGUAGGGAUUGAUGGCACCGCUCAACUGUGCAUUCAUCCCUCUUCAGCUGUAUGUCUGUUAAGUGAUCUUAGAACGGUGACGAGUGGGAGGAGCCGAAACCCGUCCCCGAGAAUCGGCAUUGGCUAGUGUCUCUGUUGCCAUGGUGACAGACUAGACUGGGCGGUACUAGAGAAACAGAAUUGAGCGGAGCCCCAUUGACGCCAGGUUUGACAGAUUACGGACUCGGAGUGACACUCGAAGCUAUUACGCUGCCAUCUCUCGCUGCUGGACGCAGGCUUUCGAAAAUUGAAACCUUAACACUCAUAAAUACAACCCACGGCUAAACAGAAACCCCACUGAAGUGCCCUCACUCUAUUCUGUCUCUGCUGUUUGUUUGUUCAUACAUUGUUUAUAUGUUUGACAGGUGGAAAUACUUUAUCUUUCUUCAUUUGACCUUUUUUGAGAUUGUGUUUCUUUGUUCUAUGGUUAGGAACUGCUUUAACAGAACUAAUCAGCAUUAUGUAAGUUUGCCCAGUUGGCUUUUGCACUGGAAUGAACACAUUCGGCAAGAGAAAUUGGUAAGUUCGGCUGGAACUGCAAAAUUUGAAAUGAUGCCGCCACGUUCUCAUACAAAUGACAUGCAAAUCUGCACAGGCACACUGAAUCACAGAUGUUAAUAUAAACAUAUUUAAAGAACUGUAAAGAUACACUGUCGGCUUCCAUCUGUAAUAAAGAAAUUGAGAACAUUAACACACCCUAUUGAGGUUAACACAUUAAUCUAUUGGACAAAGCAGAAGACAAAUGGAGGUAUACACUAGCACUCAUAAGUUUGGGGUCAGUAAGAUUCUUUUUUUAAAGAAAUUUAUACUUUUGUUAAGCAAGGAUGCAUAAUAUUGAUCAAGUUAUAUUUAUUAUGCGAAAGAUUUCUUUUUCAAAUAAAUCAAAGAAUCCUGCAAACCACAUGUCCACAGAAAUAUUAGGUAGCACAACCAUUUUCAGUUAGAUAAUGGUUAGAAAUGUUACCAAAUCAGCAUAUUAGAAUUAUUUCUGAAGGACCAUGUGACACUUUAGACAAGAUUUCUUUCUUUUUUUUUUUUUUUUACAUAAAUGUAUACAUGUGAAUUUUUAGUAACAGCAGUAUUACUGUUUUACUUGGUCCUUGGUGCCACCAGCCUUGGUGAGCAUAAGAGACGACUUCUCAGAAAACAUGAAUGGAUCUUACUGACCCCAAACUUUUGAACAGUAGUGUCCUUAAGUGAAAGUUGUGCAAUAGAUCUGAAGGUGAGACUGUGAAUUCUUGUGGCACAUUGAAUGGACUUUUGGAGCUUUGAUCAAAAGAGGUAUACUGUGUGUUUGUUAAUAUACUGGUCAACUUGCUCAGAUAAUGGUAUUCUCUUUAGAGGAAAGCAGAAAAAAAGUUGAAAAGUUGAACUGUGCAAUGUAGGAACUUUACUGACAUACUUUAUUAACAUAUCUGACUCCAAUACAAUUUUUUUUGGCUCAGAUGUAGCCCAAUGUCUAACCUCAUAUGUUUUGAUAGGGUGAAUGUCAUGAAAAAUAUGUCCAGGUCAUAUUCCACCCCUCCUAAAAAGAUUUAUUUGUUUAUUGGAGAAAACCAAGCCUAUUUUAAGAACCAAUAAGUUGUUGGGUUUUUUUUUUCUUUUUCUUUUUUUCUUCUGCUGUUUUACUGAAUUUUGUAACAAACAAAAAAAUGUGGAAAAAAAACAAAAUUCAUUGCAAUAAUUAUGAGAUCUUUAUGAUACAUAAUGAGAAAUAGACUUUAUUUUAAAAAUAAGGUUUUUGUUUUGUUUUUUUUUAUAGUGAAACAUGACCUGUUGAGAGGUUUUGUGACAUUUGCCUAAAAAAUUGUGAGUGUGCCAUUUCUUUUUUUCUUUUUACUUCGUGUCAGUUCCCAUCACAUCAAUUCAAGUUGAGAUUUAGAUUUUGAAUGCCACAGCAGCCAGAUACAUUAAUUUGACUCUUUAAAGUUUUCAUAUAUACAGCAGUCUUCAGUUGUAAAAUGCUUUUACAUGGCAUGAGACGGUACUACCAACCUCAAUCAAGUUAGUCCAGAGAAACAUGAGUGUGUUACUGUUGAUACUGUUCAAAUUAUAUCAAGCACUUUCCUCUGAGAUGGAAUCACUUUUGAAAGAUGUCUCUUGAGGGGAGAUAUAUAGUUUUUUGGGGACCUCAUAUGGCUCAUCAUGAAUAAAAGUGCUGCGUUAUCAUUUUGUUUUUAUUUUUUUAAUUUUCACCUUUAUAGAUACAUGAACAUCCUCUUUAAGCUCACUUUCCAUGUGCAUUUUAUUUUGACAUGUGUUGCUUCAAAAUCAUGAUUAAAUUGUAAUGUGUGGCGUGGGUGCUUGUUGAUGUA